UCCGUAACUCCACUUACCACCUCCACCGCGAGCCCAUCCAUUCAUCUCUUUCCUCCGCUCCCGAAAUCUUUAUUCAUGGCCACCACCACCAGGACUCCGCUACCGCGUCCUCCCGAUACGCUACCGGAGAUGUCUCCGUCACAUUCUCGCCGAUACGCCCGAAGCCCCGCCCUCCUCUCCCUUUCCUCCGCUAUAAAACCCUUCCCGAAGUUCGAGUUUUCGAUUGGGAGGCGUCGCGCGAGCUGCUUCGUCGUCGCGAGAUCCGGCACGGCGAUGGGGGAACAUGCCGUCUCGGAUGAGAGGAUGCUGGUGAUGGUUCCGCCGCAUCCAUUGAUCAAGCACUGGAUCUCUGUUCUCAGGAACGAGCAGACCCCCUGCGCCAUCUUUAAGAGUGCCAUGGCAGAACUUGGGAGAUUACUCAUAUACGAAGCUUCAAGAGAUUGGUUGCCUACAAUUACGGGAGAGAUCCAGUCACCAAUUGGUCCUGCUACUGUUGAAUUUAUUGAUCCACGUGAGCCUGUGGCGGUCAUUCCCAUCUUGAGAGCUGGUCUUGCUCUAGCUGAGCAUGCUCCAUCAGUUUUGCCAGCAACAAAAACUUACCACCUGGGAAUGCGCAGGGAUGAGGAAACACUACAGCCCUCUGUAUAUCUGAACAACUUGCCGGAUAAAUUUCCAGAGGGAUCUCGUAUACUUGUUGUUGACCCUAUGCUGGCAACUGGUGGCACAAUAGUUGCAGCUAUUGAGUUGUUGAAGGAUCGUGGAGUUGACAGCAAGCAAAUAAAAAUUAUAUCAGCUGUUGCUGCCCCGCCAGCAUUGCAGAAGCUCAGCAAGAGGUUCUUAGGGCUUCGUGUAUAUGCAGGAAUAAUAGACCCAGUUGUGAAUGAGAAAGGGUUCAUGGUCCCAGGGUUGGGAGAUGCUGGGGACCGCAGCUUUGGUACCUGAAACUUUGCCUGCUCUCGAUGUAGCUUCUCUUGUCUUCCCAAACUAUCAGAGACUUUGAGCAUGGUUUCUGCCAGUUUUUUUAAUGCUGAGCAUUUGCAAAAUCUCUGUCGGCGCUCUUUUGAUGAUUCUUGUUGGUUAUCUUUGGUGUCGGUCGAAUUUUUCCCCUCAAUCACCUCUUAGAGUGACAUGUCUGGAAUGUGAUUCCUCUUUUUUUUUUUUUUUUUUUUUUUGGAGAGGAGCUUGGUAUGUGAUUCCCCAUUUGGCAUUUAUGAGAUAUGAGAUGUUUUAGGCACUCAAAAAAUUCAUAAUUUUUCUGGGUAGUGGCGUGCUUGUCACGUGAUUCCAUUUUAGGUUUUCUUUGUUUUUAUUUGGUAAACUAUCAUUCUAGGCUCUAAGAAUA
Phoenix dactylifera (date palm) is the source of this 1342-nucleotide messenger RNA. Its product is annotated as uracil phosphoribosyltransferase-like. Lineage: Eukaryota; Viridiplantae; Streptophyta; Magnoliopsida; Arecales; Arecaceae. The record is from RefSeq and is a predicted model, not a curated record. Gene Ontology annotation, molecular function: uracil phosphoribosyltransferase activity. Gene Ontology annotation, biological process: uracil salvage.